AUGAAGAGGAGGAUGAAGAUGAGAAGGAAGAGGAGAGUGGGAAGAGGAGAACAGGAUGAGGAUGAUGAGGAUGAUGAUGAUGAUGAAGAGGAAGAGGAGGGGCCGCGGCCGCCGGCAGGGGCGGAACUUCCCGGGUCAGCGGCGGCGGCUCCAUCCGGCCCGGGCGGAGCCUCCGGGAGCGGAACCGGGGCAGCCCCGGGGCCCCCGAACGGCUCCGGAACCGGGGGGACCCCGGGGGGCCCGAACCGGGACCGGAACCGGGAACCGAACCGGGAGAGGAACCGGAACCGAACCGGGAGCGGAACCGGGAACCGAACCGGGGCAGCCCCGGGGCCCCCGAACGGCUCCGGAACCGGGGGGACCCCGGGGGGCCCGAACCGGGACCGGGACCGGGAACCGAACCGGGAGAGGAACCAGGGGAGGAACCGGGAACCGAACCGGGAACGAGAGCGGGAACGGAACCAGGGGAGGAACCGGGAGAAGAACCGGGACCGGAACCGGGAGCAGGAACCGGGAGAGGAACCGAACCGGGAACGGAACCAGGGGAGGAACCGGGAGCGGAACCGGGAACCGAACCGGGAACGAGAGCGGGAACGGAACCAGGGGAGGAACCGGGAGAGGAACCGGGAGAGGAACCAGGGGAGGAACCGGGAGAAGAACCGGGACCGGAACCGGGAGAGGAACCGAACCGGGAACGGAACCUGGAGCGGAACCGGUACCGGCACCAUGCAGGAGAGCUACGAGUCCCUGAUGCUGCUGGGUGAGCCCCAAAAUCAGCCCAAAAAUGACCCAAAGUCAGCCCAAAAUGAGCCCAAAAUUGAGCCCAAAUCAGCCCCAAAAUGA
This is a messenger RNA of Poecile atricapillus (Black-capped chickadee), 843 nucleotides long. Its product is annotated as S-antigen protein-like. The coding region runs from base 1 to 843 and encodes 280 amino acids. The transcript is spliced from 3 exons. Lineage: Eukaryota; Metazoa; Chordata; Aves; Passeriformes; Paridae. The record is from RefSeq and is a predicted model, not a curated record.